GGUGGCAUCAUUUUUUCCAUUGCUUUGAAACAAAAGUUUCCCGAGUAUGAAAACUUCACGAUCUAUGAGAAGGCGUCUGAUGUUGGAGGGACAUGGAGAGACAACACGUAUCCGGGGUGUGGUUCGGACAUUGCCGUGAUGUUCUAUUCUCACUCCACGUCCCUGAAGCAUGAUUGGACGCACUCGCUCGCCUAUCAGCCGCAAAUCCAAGAGUACUGGCAGGAGAUGGCACGAAAGAAUGAUCUGUACAGAAAAAUCGUCUUCAACACCCGUGUCAUUUCAGCCGACUGGGACGUGGACAAAGAAGUUUGGGUCAUCAUUACGAGAGAUCUGAAGACUGGCACUGAGUCGACGUCCACCACGAAGAUUUUGGUUUCUGCGCUUGGCUUUUUGGAGCAACCGCAUUAUCCUAAUAUUAACGGGCUCAGUAAAUUCAAAGGCGAUAUGUUUCAUAGUGCGAAGUGGGACCAUGGGGUUUCUUUGAAGAACAAGCGGGUCGCGGUUAUUGGGAAUGGUGCUUCGGCAACGCAGUUUGUUCCAGUCAUUUCCGAGAAUCCGUCCACGGAUAUCGUAGAAUUCUGCAGGACUCCGUAUUGGCUACCUAAACAGCUUCGCAACUCAUAUGGUCCUGUGUGGCAAUUCUUGCUCAAAUAUGUCCCAUUCAACAUGCUGCUCCAUCGUUUUUAUCAUUGCGUCAAGAUGGAAACUUGCUAUUGGCUUGUUUUUGGGAACGAUUUCCUCCGUGAUUGGCUUAUGAAGCCUUUCAGUAUUUUUUAUAUCAAGACAUUUGCACCGAAGGAGUAUCACGAUAAACUCAUACCAACGUACAAGGUCGGAUGUAGACGGCUCAUCUUCAAUAGCUUCUACCUCGAGUCUUUACAUCGCCCGAACAUGCGACUCAACUGGGAUGGCAUCGAUUCCGUAGUCGAAGACGGCAUCAUCACUAAGACAGGCGAGAAGUUCCCAUUCGAUGUUAUCAUUCUGUCCACGGGGUUCAUCACGGAUGAUUAUCCCCUCCAUGUCCGUGGCAACGAACAAACUGUCAAGGAAUAUUAUGUUUCUAAAGGCGGCCCGACUGCAUAUCGCGGAACCACAGUUCCUGGAUUCCCGAACUUCUAUAUCAUCGGAGGUCCGAACACGAUUACGGGUCAUACAUCUGUAAUUUUUACCGAAGAAGUCCAGGCCAAUUAUGCCAUGUCGUUGGUAGCACCAGUCAUAGAAGGACUUGUAUCGUCCUUUACAGUCAAACAUCAGCCCACGGAUGAAUGGAACACCAAGAUUCAAGCUCGUCUCGCUCGUUCCGUCUUCCCGGAUUGCCUUUCGUGGUACCGAAGCGGAAAGGACGGGAAGAUCACGAGUGUAUUUCCCGGUGGCGCACCAUUGUUUUGGUGGUGGACGAGGAAGACAUAUUUUGAACACUAU
Desarmillaria tabescens is the source of this 1422-nucleotide messenger RNA. RefSeq lists its product as uncharacterized. The record is from RefSeq and is a predicted model, not a curated record. The annotation marks the transcript as partial. Gene Ontology annotation, molecular function: flavin adenine dinucleotide binding; N,N-dimethylaniline monooxygenase activity; NADP binding. Lineage: Eukaryota; Fungi; Basidiomycota; Agaricomycetes; Agaricales; Physalacriaceae. The transcript is spliced from 13 exons.